Messenger RNA from Penicillium olsonii, 1317 nucleotides. NCBI's taxonomy places the organism in Eukaryota, Fungi, Ascomycota, Eurotiomycetes, Eurotiales, Aspergillaceae. The record is from the annotation of a GenBank genome assembly.
AUGGAGGAAUCUAACGCGGCGGCUCUCUCGACUUUUUCUCAACGGGGGCAAGGGGCCGUAGAAUCGGGCUCAAAGUUUAUGACAUGGGAUAUCAUCAGCGACAUGUGGCAUCCCCAGACCAACCCUUCGGGAAUUCUAUCAGUUGGGAUGGCUGAAAACACACUUCUCCAUGACUUCCUUCUGGAGUUCAUCCAUGCCAAUGUCAAGCUCACGGCGGCGCAUCUCACAUACAACAAUGGCCCCACGGGAUCAAAUGCACUCAAAAGGGCAUUAUCUCACUUUCUGAACCGACACUUCAAUCCAUUCCGCCAAGUUGAACCAGCUCAUGUGCUGGUGACCAAUGGAUGCUCCUCCGCAAUUGAGCAUCUCAGUUGGACCUUCUUGAAUCCAGGAGAGGGAAUGCUUCUGGGCAUGCCGUACUACAGCACCUUCAUCCCGGAUAUUGCCUUACGACCAGGCGCAGUGGUAGUCCCCGUGAAGAUGGGCGAUUUAGAUCCUCUGAGCCCGGAAGCCGUACAAGCGUACGAGGACGCGGCCGUUGAAUUCGAAGCCAGGACUGGAAAGCGUGUACGCGGAGUCAUGCUUUGCAACCCGCAUAACCCACUGAGUCGUUGUUACCCACGCGAGACAGUGACAGCAUUGAUGAAACUGUGUCAAUCCCGCAAGAUGCAUCUAAUCUCAGACGAGAUCUAUGCACUGUCGGUGUGGGAGAAUAGGGUCGACGGUCCAGACUCUCAUGUUCCAUUCGAGUCUCUAUUGUCCAGAGACACGACUGGUCUCAUUGACCCGCAGCUCGUACACGUACUUUGGGGGAUGAGCAAAGACUUCGGAGCCAAUGGUCUGCGUGUGGGAGCUGUUAUCACUCAAUCCAGUCCGGAGUUUCAUGUCGCUCAGAGAUGCUUGUCCCUCUACAGUUAUGUGUCUGCCAUGUCAGACCAGACCACCGCGGCGAUUCUUUCUAACGAUGAAUUCACGGAUGCGUACAUCGCAAAGAAUCGUGAGCUCCUUUCGGUCUCGCAUGCAUUCAUUGUCAACGAGCUAAAGAAAUCCGGCAUCGAAUAUUUGCCUGGCUGUCAUGCGGCAUUCUUUAUCUGGGUCAAUCUUGGCAAGAGAUAUUUGGAGCAUCAUCCUGAAGCAGCUGGGCUUGGAGGAGAGCUCACGGAUGUUGUAUACCAGAGGUUAUUGGCAGAAAAGGUCUUCCUGGCUCAUGGGAUUUCCUUUGGGGCAGAAAAGCCGGGUUGGUUCCGUGUAGUGCUUGCACAUCCGAUUCCGUGGCUGGAGGAGGCAAUGGCACGCAUCGUACGAGCUAUAGAAUAG